AUUCAUUGCUCUACACCAAAUUUGGAACUAAAAACAAGGGCUGCUGUAGCAAUUGUAACAUCUUCCUUCAAGAAGAGGCACUCUGCCUUCAUUACUAGACACUCCAGCCAUUUUUGCGGUCGAGGCGGCUCUGUAGUUCGCAGGGAUGGUUAGUCAGAGGAUCGAUCACCGAAGAAGAAGAACCUGCUAUAAUUUUGUUUUCCAAGAGGAAAGCGGAUAAAGAAGGAAAGACCAAAAUAAAACAGGGCAAAGGCGCGUCAUUGCAUCGCAUGGCAGAUUUUUGGGAGGGAGGAGGAAGAGGAGGGGAGGAAGGAGAAGCGUCAGGGUCGUAUGUAGGAGGCGGAGCAGGCGGUAAGCUCCGCACGUUGAGGUCAGCGCGCCGAGCAGCCGCCACACCAUAUGACCGCCCGCAGAGGGGGCGCCACGCACCUGCAGCUGUUAGGGCAGCAGCGAGGGGAGACAGUGAUAGCAGCAGCUGGUUGCGGAGAGUAGUGGUGGAUCCGGCCAGCCGUCUUAUAAAUAAUGGUGCGGUGAAAUGGUUCAACUCCGUCUUCAGGAAGCGCGCUCUCCUGCCGCCCGACCAUACGCAAGGAGUUCAAGAAGAAAGGCUUCGAGAAGUUGAGGAUGAAGCUGCGGAAAAUGCUGUGCUAACAAAUUUGAUUGAUAAAGAGGGAGAAGUCAGCCCCGUGGAAAGACAAAGAAGUGAGUCUGAAAUUGCUGGACUUGAGCAGCUCUUGAAAAAUAAAACACUCUCGAGGGAGAAGUUCAAUUGCUUGAUAGGUUUAUUACAGUCACGAGUUGUAGAUAAUUCUCCUGGCAUGGAAAACUAUGAUGUAAAAAUGAGAGAAGACCUUAAUGGUAGAAAUGAACCAAACAGAGUGCAAAUUGCAGAGUCUCAGAGAUGGCAAGAUGAGAGGAAGAAGGCAAGGGAAGUGAAAGAUAACCUUUCUUUUGGCAAUGGCUUGUUUUCUGAUGCAUUGUCUCCCUCUGUUAUUGGAAAUGUUUGUGAUGAUGUUCGUUCGACUCCAGUAGAUAUAGCAAAAGCUUUUAUGGGUCUGCAGUCUCACAGGGCACCAACAUCCACUUUACAUUUGCAGCAUAGACUUUUUGGAGAUGAGAGUACACCAUGUCGGUUAUUUCGAGAUGCAUACACGCCAGAUAGACCCAAUGCUUAUCAACUUGUACCAAGAACAACAGACGGCAAGUUGUUUGGGAAUGGGCAGGUUGAAGACAGGUUGAAGACCCCAUCCAAUAGGCUUAACAGCCUCCAAUAUCCGAGGUCUCAAAACAGAGGUCAAGGCCAGAAUCAUACCCCAUAUGCCAAAAAUUUUCGUCAGCAGGCUCAUUCUGAGCAUAUAGGUGAUGGGACUCCAAUUAGCACCCCAGCAUCACAAUGGACACCAAUACAAUCUCCACUAACAGGUGGACGACAGAUGUUAAAAAAGAGGAGUGGCUCUGUAUUGGAUGACGGUAUGACAUCAGGACGUCCAAUGAGAAGAAUCCGGCAAAAGACUAGCGUUUGCACCGCAUUGAGGAAUUCUGAUCCAUCAUGUUCAACCAGUAAUCAGUUAAAUCUUUUGUCAUCACAUGCAAAUGAUUUUGGACAGAAAACAGUGGCUGGAGUUGCUAUGAAGCCUAUGGAAACAGAGAAACAUAAACUUCUGUCAGCAUUGCCAUUCCAAGAGGAGGGCACAAAAACUUUGACUUCAAACCUUGGGUAUGUUCCACAAGAAUCUAGUGAGACAGCUCGUAAAAUUUUGGAGCAUCUGGAGCGGAUGGUGCCCUCGCCUAAAGAAAAGUCUGUGGAAUCACUGUUGGCAACUGCAAGGUCCAAGUCUCCUACACGGUUGAAUGUUAGCAUGCUUAAUGGACGUGCAAGAAGAAGCACUGAGACUGUAGACAAUGUACCCUUUCUGGAUAUGCAUGAGCAAAGCACCUUUUCUUUUCAGGGAAAUCAUCAAUCACGUGCUCAAGAAACCUCUUAUUCUGAGCAAACCUUUGAAGGUAAUGGCCAAUCUCCGUUAAAUUCUUUGGAAACUUCUGAGGAACCACCUAAAUUCCAUGGUACUGGAGAUGUAGCUCUCCAGCAUGUAGAUGCGGGUUCAUCAAAGGUGGACAUGAAAUUGCAAGUUCUUUAUAGUCCCCCCGUUCCAGACAAAAACAAAGGUUUUCGAAUGAGUUUAUGUGAGGAGUCUGAUGAAGAGGACUGUGUAAGUGAAAAUGCUACUAUUUUUGUUAACUCUCAGACUGGAAAUGGCACAUUCACAUCUCAUGGAAAUAGUACUGAUGUUACAACUUUGAAAGGGGAUAAAGCAAUAUCAUCUAUAAGAUCCUCGGAAGCUAAUACUCUCACAGAUGCAACUUCUGUUGUGGUUGAGUCACCUACAAAUAGUUCAGAGUUUACCUUUCCUGUUGUUUCAGCUACUGGUUUUUUCCCGGAACCACCGACCCCAACAGUAAUACCAUCACCUUUGUGUAAAGGUAAUGCUCAGCCUGUGACAGACUAUAUUGCUCCGACUUACAAUUUUGGUUCAACGAGCACUAGCAAAGGGCCUGAUUUCUCAUCCUCUACAAGUGCAUGCACUGAUGUGGAUACUUCCAAGCCAGAAUUUGAUUUUAAAUUUGAAAGAAAGCCUGAAGAAGCUUUCAGCAGUACUGCUGUUGCUGCGGCUGUGUCCACUUCACCCCAUCAAACUUCGUUGGGAUCAUCAGAACCUUUGGUUUCGGUCUUUAAAGGUGCAUCUGACCCAGUAUUCUCAGAAAACAUACCAUCUGUAUCAAGUUCAAAUAGCAACUUCUCUACAUCAACUGUUGCAAUACCUGCCUUGGGCAUCACAGUAUUUAGUGGACCUGUUUCUAAGACAGAUGGUAACAGUUCAGUGUCAUUUUUGUCUCCUGGAACAAGUGCCUUGAAAGGUGCUCUGGCAAACAAUAAUAGCUGUAUGAUGGAUUCAAACUCUGGCACCCAUGGUGGAGCAUCAUGUGUUGUAGUUACAGAGAACUUAGUAAGAAGUUUAACCAGUGGAGAGAAAAGCACAAUAAAAUCUGAAAGUGCAUCUAAAGCCAGCAAUUUUUCUCCUUGUGGACCUCUUCUUGAUGUAACCAGUGCUGCCGAAAGUACAGUAAUCACUACAAGUGGGACAAAAAAUUCAAAAAGUAACUUUGUGCCUAAUUCUCAGUCAGCCUUUGCAGGAUCUCUUUUUGAGCAGGCCUCAAGUUCUUCUGCAGCUAUAGCUUCAGCCUCCUUUAUAAUUGGGAGUUCUACUUCCCUGGGUCCACUUUCUAGUUCUCCGCCUUCAGGAUCUUUAUUUUCAAAUAGCCCAUCUGUAACGUUUGGUAGUACAAGCCCUGUAUUUGGAUCAGCUGUGGUUGCUUCAGUAUCAAGUUGUUCAUCUGGCUCAUCUGGCUCAUCUGGCUUGACUGCAUCUAGUUCUUCUAGCUCUUGCAGUUUGCCUUCUGCUGGCCUCAGUACCAAUCCAUUUGGCGUAAACACACCUGCUCCAUUGUUUUCUUCUAGAACUGCAGCAAACGGAAUUGCCACUACAACCACAUAUGGUGUUCCAAGUAACCCUUCAUUAGGGUUGAGUGGUACUUAUUUUGGUGGGAGCAGUGCUUCAUCAUCUGGUGUAAGUAUUACUCCUCAGUUUGGUUCCACUUUGUCUGUUUCAUUUGGAUUGAGCACCACUCUGCAGUCCAACACCUCUUCUUCUUGUGGAUUGAGUACGACUCCACAGUUUGGCUCCAAUGCAUCUUCUUUAUUUGGAUCAAGCAGCACUUCUCAGUUUGUUUCAAACUCAACUUCAUCAGUCCCAAGUAUGAUAUUUAGUGAAAAUACCACACCUUGUUUUGCCACAGGUUCCCGUCCUUCAUAUGGUUCUGGGAGUACCUCAAUAUUUAGUUCUGGAAGCACAUUUGGAUCUGGCAACUCAUCAUUUGGUGGAAAUGCCACCUCAUUUGCUUCUUCCAGUUCUACAGCAUUGGGUGGAAGCGGUGUCUCCUUUAGCUCUGCCAGCACUUCACCUUUUGGUGGAAGCAUUGCUUCAUUUGGUUCUAGUAGCCUUCCAGUAUCUGGUGGAAGCAGUUCUUUAUUUGGCUCUUCUAACACUCCAAUGUUUGGUUCAAAUAACAAUCCACCAUUUGGUGUGGCACAGUUCUUUCGGGCUUCCAGUGCUGCUUCCUCUUCACAAUUGCUGGCACACUCUUCUGGAUCUGGGUUUGGUAGUACUCCAGCUCUGGGCUCCACAGGAUUUUCUUUUGGAGGAUCUGUUGCUGCAAGCAGCAGCUCAUUUCCUGUUGGAACCUCAAGUGGUACCUCACCUAGUACAUAUACUUUUGGUUCCAAGGACACCACAACAUUGGCUCCGCAAUCAAUGUUUGGGUUGACAAAUUCAAAUCCUACUUUUGGUGCAACCACAGCAACACCACUUACCGAUCAGAUGGAAGACAGUAUGGCAGAGGAUCUUACACAAGUAUCUGCUCCAACUAUAUUUAGUGGACAGGCAGCUUCGUCAGCCCCUGGAUUUAUGUUUUCUCAACAAAGUGUGCCACCAAGUUUUAUGUUUAAUUCCCAACCAAGUCCACAAGUAGCUAAUCCUUAUGCAGCUGGUGGCCAAGGGACAUUUACUCCUCCAGGAGGGGCACUUGAGUUUUCUGGUGGAAGUUUCUCUCUUGGAGCUACAGGUGAAAAACCUGGCCGUAAGUUUGUAAAGAUAAAACGAGACAGGGGAAGAAAAAAGUAGAUUCAAGCAUCGUUUGGAUUUAAACAGCUGUUAGAUAUAAUGUAUCACUUGCACUUUCUUUGCUUGUUCAGGUCUUGAUGGUUAAAAAAUGGGCAUAAUGGUCCAACAUUUCAGCAUACUAUAAAAAUAUGAAGGGAUCUCUUCUUGGAACACCACUGUUUCAAUAUUUUUUCAGAAUUCUUGUAACUUGCUUGGACAGUUGUAUCUCCGGCCAAAUUAUUGGUCUAGCUUUAGUAGCUCUAAACUUAUUGCAUGUAGCAUACCAUACAAGCAAAUGAACUUCUUGUAAAGGCCAUAAUAAUGGUCAUAUUUGACAGUUAGAGUUGGUCAACCAA
This is a messenger RNA of Cryptomeria japonica (Japanese cedar), 5074 nucleotides long. Its product is annotated as nuclear pore complex protein NUP1. Gene Ontology annotation, biological process: nuclear membrane organization. The transcript is spliced from 10 exons. Lineage: Eukaryota; Viridiplantae; Streptophyta; Pinopsida; Cupressales; Cupressaceae. The record is from RefSeq and is a predicted model, not a curated record. Bases 270 to 4739 code for a protein of 1489 amino acids. Gene Ontology annotation, cellular component: nuclear envelope.